This is a messenger RNA of Schistocerca cancellata (South American locust), 980 nucleotides long. It is a transcript of the gene gfzf, whose product is annotated as glutathione S-transferase 1. Gene Ontology annotation, molecular function: glutathione transferase activity. The transcript has 6 exons. Bases 145 to 846 code for a protein of 233 amino acids. NCBI's taxonomy places the organism in Eukaryota, Metazoa, Arthropoda, Insecta, Orthoptera, Acrididae. The record is from RefSeq and is a predicted model, not a curated record. Gene Ontology annotation, biological process: glutathione metabolic process.
CGCAGCGGAGAAAGCGCGACCCACAUUCCUGGGCUGCGCUGCGGCCGCUGGACGGAUCAGAGCAGGCAGUCAGUUACCUCUGUGCAGUUCGCGUCGGCACGGCUGCCGAUCCUCAGGUGACGUGUCGUCCGUACUGUGUCCGAGAUGGCUGGCCUGAAGCUGUACUCGGUCAGUGACAGUCCCCCGUCGACGGCUGUCAAGAUGGCGCUCGAGGCUCUAGCACUCGAGUACACCAACAUAGAGGUGGACUUCGCAGCCGGAGAGCACCUCAGCGAAGAGUUUUCCAAGAAAAAUCCGCAACGAGAAAUUCCUUGCCUGGAUGAUAACGGUUUUUUCCUAAGUGAAAGCAUCGCCAUCCUGCAGUACCUGGCUGACAAGUACGGCCCUGGACACAGCAUUUACCCGCGUGAUCCACAGCAGCGGGCCCUGGUCAACCACAGGCUCGCCUUCAACAUUUCCACGUACUACGCUCGAAUAGCAGAAUAUGCGGUGGCACCGAUAUUCUUUGAUUACAAGAGGACUCCCGAGGGUCUUAAAAAACUGAAGAUAGCCCUGAACGUUUUUAACACCAUCUUAGAAAGACAGGGAACCAAAUUUGCAGCAGGAGAGCACGUGACUCUGGCGGACCUGUCGCUGGUGGCUGCGACCAUGUGCCUGGAGGCGGUGGAGCUGGAGCUGUCGCCGUGGCCGCGCGUGCUGCGGUGGUACGCGGGCUUCAAGCAGGCGGCGCCACGCCUCUGGGCGAUCGCGGAGCCCGCCAUGCUGGAGCUGAGGACGUUCAGCAAGAGCCCGCCGGACCUGUCGUCGCUGCAGCACCCCUACCACCCCGUCAGGGCCAGCAAGUAGCGCGGCCGGCAGCUGCGGCGCGUCGUUGCGUCCCCGUGUCCCGAGCCUGCGCCACGAGUUCCUUCUGAUUUUCUCUGCACUUUCCUAUGUUUUUGUAACAGUGUCCAGAUGAAAACAAUAAACGGGAAAAUUCU